This is a messenger RNA of Staurois parvus, 387 nucleotides long. Lineage: Eukaryota; Metazoa; Chordata; Amphibia; Anura; Ranidae. The record is from the annotation of a GenBank genome assembly.
UCAGGCUGGGCAGCGAGUGGAGGCACAUCAUGCUGGGCAGCGGGCACAUCAGGCUGGGCAGCGGGCACUGAGGUAUCUGGCACGACAGCGGGCACUGAGUCAUCUGGCACAACAGCGGGCACCGAGCCAUCUAGCAGAACAGCGGGCACCGAGUCACCUGGCACGACAGCGGGCACCGAGUCACCUGGCACGACAGCGGGCACCGAGUCAUCAAGCUCGACAGCGGGCACCGAGUCAUCUGGCAUGACAGCGGGCACCGAGUCACCAAGCUCGACAGCGGGCACCGAGUCACCAAGCUCGACAGCGGGCACCGAGUCAUCUGGCAGAACAGCGGGCACUGAUUCAUCUGGCUGGAUCGGGCAUCCAGACAUCAGGCUGAACAGCGGG